Daphnia carinata is the source of this 2117-nucleotide messenger RNA. RefSeq lists its product as uncharacterized. NCBI's taxonomy places the organism in Eukaryota, Metazoa, Arthropoda, Branchiopoda, Diplostraca, Daphniidae. The transcript has 9 exons. Gene Ontology annotation, biological process: DNA damage checkpoint signaling; DNA repair. The coding region runs from base 159 to 1790 and encodes 543 amino acids. The record is from RefSeq and is a predicted model, not a curated record.
UUGUGCAUCAUCGGCAGCAAUGCACUUAGGUUUCUAUUACUAUUAGGAAACAGCUUGUCUAGUUUUCAUUCUUUUACUGGAUAUUCUCUCGGUUUGAAGCCAUUUAUUUUGUUUUGUAUGCACGCUGGAUAAAUCGCAACCACUACACAACGCCAAGUAUGGAUGACCUGUGGGGAGACGACGAUCUAGAUGCCGAUGUCGUAGAAGAAUGUGUAUUGCUUGCCACUCAAGCAAGUUAUUGUUCCUCCCCCAAGCCCCAGCCUCACCGUCAACAGCAUAAUUUCAUUGAUAAUAAACCAAAGUAUGGAUUUGAAUUCAAACAACCAAGUAGUAGCCAUCAGCUUCAAACUCAUGUAACAAACCAGAAGACUGCAACCCUGGCACAUACAUCUGUACCUGCUACAGAAUCAAGUCUCAAUAGCAGCAGUAAUGUGGCAGCCAAAUUAGUGGAUGUAGCUGAACUAGAGCUACUGAAAGAAGAAAAUCGAAGACUAUCUGAAACAAAUCUUAUGAAAAAUGGGGAAACCACCAUAUUACGAACUGAUCUCCAAAAUGUUCGGGCAGCUAUGGAGAAAAGAGAAAUGGAAGUGUGUCAGCAGCUGGCCUCCUUAAAAGACAAAGUACAUCAUAUGGAUACACAAUAUUCAAAACAGCUUGAAGCAUCAAAGACAGAAAUGAAGUUCAAGGAAUUAGAGUUGGAGGAGUUACGUAACAAAUGCAAGAAGAUUGAACAAAGUGCUAAAGAGCACCAGAAGAGUAAAAGAAUUCCAACCUCUGCCCAAGAAUCACCUAAUAGAAGAAAAUUCCUAAACAGAUCCUCGUUUGAAAUGGCUAAAUACGAAGCGAAAACUGCUACAGCUGAAACAGGAAUUCAAACUGACCCUAUGAAACGAUUCCGUCUAGAUUCAACAGGCACUGAACGAAUAGAUAAUGCUACUGAUACUUCAAUUAUGAUCGAAAAUCUCAAAUUCAGCCUUCUGUCGUCCAUGUACAAUAACGGUAUUUCGUAUUCAACCGUUAUGGAACAGUUAAAACUACGAAUGAUUUCUGAUGGAAUCCAAGAAAAUUUGAUAGACCUAUUCCAUAGCAGUGAACCCGGUAUAGCCGAAAUGAUAUGCAGCAACUUAGAGCGGGUCAAAAACGCAGAUAUCCUGAAGUCAAAUAUAGAAUUUUUGUGUUGCUGGAUCACCCAUAUUUUGCCCUUCGUCGAAAAUCCAAAACAAGGCCGCCUUAUUGAGGUCCUUCUAUCGGAAAUUCGACGAACAUCUAUUAUCGAUAUGAUGAGUCUCUUGUCUGCCAUCAUAGCUCAGUUCGGCUUAGCUACGGUUUGUAACCGACAAACAGGUUGCCUUCUCGAGAAAACGGCUCUGAAUCUUAAAGACGCAUAUCUAUCUUUUAAUUCAGAAGAUCAAUUUCAGGCAGCCCAAAAGCUGGUUCUGACUAUUUCAACUAUGCUUGCUUCACCUUCAUCAGAAAAUUUGAAAAAAUGCUUAUGCAUUCCGCAUUUAUUGAAGUCACUUGUAUUCGUUGUUCAUCAUCAAACUGAAGUCGAUGGGCUCACAUCUCAUGCUGCAGAGCGGAGGCUGAAAAUUCUCGUCCAGGCUUUCAGAUUAUCACUUGGUAUUUUGAGCUCUCGCCGAGAGCCUUGGCUUACUUAUAAGCAUUCAUCAGCAGAGGUGAAUCGUUUGUAUACACUGCUAACAGCCAUCUCUGUCGAGUUUCAUGUACCAAAGGAAAUAAGUCAUGAAAUUAAUGUUUUGGCGUUUACUUUGCCUGGAUUUGGCCUCUAACUUCAGCUGAAUUCACCGUUCAAUAUUGGAUGCAUAUUCUGUUACCCAGCCUAUUACUUCAUAUGGUAUAAAUAUUUGUAUAGCGUGCCUCAUAUGUAAGUAUUUAUUAAUAACUUGUCAAGUCAUGACUGACUGAUAAUUUUUGAUUAAGAUUCUGUGGACAUGUCUCAAAUUUUGGAAUCUUGUCUUCAUUUGCACUAACCAUAUGAUUCCGACUGAUUACCAAAUGUGUCAGCAUUGUCCAUUUCCUGAAUUAAUUGAACAUCUGUACCAAAAAUGUUUUACUUUUCCCACUCAACAUAAGACAGCAAUAAUGAAAGAUAGAUU